CUCGCGCCUUUCACAACUGAUCCCGUCCCGGUGAUCCGCCUUUUCUUCCCGACUUUCCGCCCAUCCACCUCAUUCACACAUCAUGGAUCAUACGCGCGAUCCCUGUCCCUGGGUUGCCCUGAGCGACUUCGGCGGUGCCUUCGCCAUGGGUGCUAUUGGCGGUGCUGUUUGGCACGGUGUUAAGGGAUUCCGCAACAGUCCGUACGGCGAGCGCCGGAUAGGUGCGCUCACAGCAAUCAAAGCACGCGCCCCCGUUCUCGGUGGUAACUUUGGCUGCUGGGGAGGUCUCUUCAGUAUUUACGACUGUUCAAUUAAGGGUAUUCGCAAGAAGGAAGAUCCCUAUAAUGCUAUCAUUGCUGGUUUCUUUACUGGUGGCUCCCUCGCUAUCCGUGGUGGUUAUAAGGCCGCCCGAAACUCUGCCAUUAUGUGUGCCGUCUUCCUCGCUGUCAUCGAGGGUGUCGGUAUUGGAUUCCAACGCAUGAUGGCCGAUAACACAAAGCUUGAGCUUCCUCCCCUUCCUCCGUCGGAACAGAAGGCCCUCGCUUGAAUUCUCUCCUCGGUCCAUAUCCUCCUUCGAUCGCCAUCAACAUAUCCUCCCUUCUACCACUGUCUUCAUAACAACAUCUUCACAUCAAGUCUCUCUUCUCAGGCGUUCGGUUGAUGUCAUUAUUCCCAAACAACAUAGCACCGAGGCUCCCGUUUUGUUUCUACUUUCCGCCCUCGCUUUUAAUGCCGCCUCCUACGGCCUGUGUCGAAGCAUUGUACAUUAAAUACGGC
Penicillium hordei is the source of this 777-nucleotide messenger RNA. RefSeq lists its product as uncharacterized. Gene Ontology annotation, cellular component: TIM23 mitochondrial import inner membrane translocase complex; mitochondrial inner membrane. Bases 83 to 547 code for a protein of 154 amino acids. Lineage: Eukaryota; Fungi; Ascomycota; Eurotiomycetes; Eurotiales; Aspergillaceae. The transcript is spliced from 2 exons. The record is from RefSeq and is a predicted model, not a curated record. Gene Ontology annotation, biological process: protein import into mitochondrial matrix. Gene Ontology annotation, molecular function: transmembrane protein transporter activity.